AGAAAUGAGGAAGAUUGUGAACAAGAGAGAGAAGAGGCGUUCUCUAACAGGAAGAGGUAGAGGAGAGGAGAGCUAAAUAGUUGUCUUCUAUCUCCGUGUGGCUCACACUGAGAGUUGUCUCACCAAAAGAGAGGGAAUAUUUUAUUUAUUUUUAUUCUGUUCAUGUUAUCACCACUGAUCAUACAGAAUAAAACCUUGUUAAACUGGGGUUUUCUUCAAUCUGAACUCAACAGUAAAACAGAUUUCAUCUCAGACUGAUUCUUCUUGUGGGACUAGUUUUAUUAGGAUCCUACUAGUUGUCAUAAUACCAGUCUGUCUCUGAGAUGGGGUCCAGAACUCUUCUACUUGUUCUGGGUCUUCAUUUCACUCUUCUGGGGUACCUAGAGGCCAUAGAUUGCGGCCUGGGCUUCAUGGUCAAAGAGAGACAACAAUGUGUUGAUACAGAUGAGUGUAAAGAGUUGGACAGUACCCCACCCUGUGGAAGUAAUGCUACGUGUUACAACACACAGGGAAGCUUCUACUGUCACUGUCUACCUGGGUUCAUAUCAACAACGACUUUCAAGUUUACUGCUCUCACUGGGGAGUGUAAUGAUCUCAAUGAGUGCCAAGAUACACCACAGGUUUGUGGCAGCAACGCCGCUUGUCUCAACACCAUCGGGAGCUACUACUGCCAGUGUAAACCUGGGUUCAGAUCCACAACCACUGUCAACUAUACUGCUCUCACUGGGGAGUGUAAGGACACGGAUGAGUGUAAGGAGCAGACUGCUGAUUGCCCAAACAACUCAUCCUGUGUGAACACCCCAGGGUCCUACAUCUGCAUCUGCCAGUCUGGGUACACACUAACAGAGAGCAGGUGUGAGGGUGAGAAACAUGCUUUUAUCAUAUGGGACUCCUUUCAACGUGUCACUUCGUAUAAGUGUGUGUGAGUGUAUGUGUGUGUGUACUGUGUGUGUAUUGUGUGUUUGUGUGGAC
Oncorhynchus tshawytscha (Chinook salmon) is the source of this 972-nucleotide messenger RNA. Its product is annotated as adhesion G protein-coupled receptor E1-like. Gene Ontology annotation, molecular function: calcium ion binding. The coding region runs from base 324 to 926 and encodes 200 amino acids. The transcript is spliced from 4 exons. The record is from RefSeq and is a predicted model, not a curated record. Lineage: Eukaryota; Metazoa; Chordata; Actinopteri; Salmoniformes; Salmonidae.